AUGGCACAAGCAUUCCCAUACACAUACUACGCCUGCGAUUGCUUCGACAGCAACAGCGUAGCAGGCACAAAACUCUCCUCGCACGUCCUCGCCGCAACCGACGACGAAGAAGAGACGCUCGACCCCCGGAACCCACGCUCCAACUACGCCCUCUACCCGCUCGAGCACCUCCUCUACUGCGAAGACUGCCUGCAAAUCCGCUGCCCACGAUGCGUAAUUGAAGAAACGUUAAACUGGUACUGUCCCAACUGCCUCUUCGAAGUCCCUAGCUCGGUCGUCAAAAGCGACGGCAAUAGAUGCACGCGCAACUGCUUCAACUGCCCCGUCUGCAUAUCACCCAUGGUUGUCAAUCUGCUCGAGAACCCGGACGUCGACCAUAGCACAGCGGACCGGCAUAUCCUGGCGUGUCCGUACUGUCAUUGGAGCACGGUAGAGACGGGCAUCGAAUUUGAGAAGCAUACGGGCGUGUAUUCGCAGAUUUCACGCAUAGCAAAUGGGGGGAAGCCGAUACCGUCGAUCAAGGAGCGAGACAAGGAGCAUUCAAGGAAUCCGCAGGCCUCGUCUCAUGGCUCGACCAUUGUGAAUGCGGGGGGUUACGAGCCGCCGUCACGCGACGAUCUGUUUGCAAAUCUCGCUGCGUUCUACAAGGCGGAAUUGGACGCCCAGACGCCGUCGAAUCCGCUGGAGAUGAACUUUUCCUCGCCAACGGCAUAUUCUCGUAUCAUGAACUUGUACUCGACGUCGACGAAGAAGUCAAAGCGGAGCAAACCCACGUCCAUGAGAGAUGCAGCAUCCGAGUUGGAAGGACUGGUGACACACGAUCCCGCCGCUGAAAACGCAGCAAUCGAGCGUAUCAAACGAGGCGGCUGGGGUGCAACAUUAUCACCCACCCAGAAACUCGCCCAGCCCGACCCCUACGUCCAGUUCGACGACCAGCUCCGCCCCAUCCCAACUCUCCUCUGCACAAAACGCUCCAAGCGCUGUCGCUCCUGCCGCCACAUCCUUGCAAAACCCGAAUCAAAAAUCACAUCGACACGCUACAAGAUCAAACUCCUAGCCUUAAACCACAUCCCCCGCCUCAGCGUCCGCGCCCUCCCACCCCCUUCCAACCCCCCCGUCCCCGCCUUUCCAGGCUCCGUCACAGCACCCGCCCCGCAACCCGCACAACCCCAACCCCAACCCCCUUUCAACUACAACGCCCUCCGCCCAGGCAUUCCAGCGCACUUCCUGCUCCACCUCAGCAACCCCCUCUUCGACCCCAUCCGCGUCACCCUCGCCACCAGCAGCACAACCCCCGGCCGUGUCUCCUCCCGCGUAACCAUCCUCUGCCCCGAAUUCGAAGUCGGCGCCAACACCGACGUCUGGGACGAUGUCCUCUCGUCUUCUCCCGCACCUAUGCCGCGUCGCUCCACCAUCAACGCGGAAACAGGCCAGAUCGAAGCCGGUAAAGUUUGGGAUAAAGGACGCAACUGGACGAGUGUCGCGAUAGAAGUUAUACCGGGUUUUCUGGAUGAGGUGAACGGCGAGGAGGAGGAACUAGAGCCUGAUGAUGAUUUACUUGAGAUUCCUAUCUUUGUGAGGUUGGAGUUCGAGGUGGAUGUUAAUGCCGAGGAGAGGGGGCUUGGGGAUUCGAGGGGGAGUAGGGGGGAGAGGGAGAAGAGGGAGGAGGCGUUUUGGACAGUGGUGGGGGUGGGGAGGAUUGCUAAUGCUUAG
Bipolaris oryzae ATCC 44560 is the source of this 1713-nucleotide messenger RNA. RefSeq lists its product as uncharacterized. The record is from RefSeq and is a predicted model, not a curated record. The transcript is spliced from 2 exons. Gene Ontology annotation, cellular component: dynactin complex. Lineage: Eukaryota; Fungi; Ascomycota; Dothideomycetes; Pleosporales; Pleosporaceae. Bases 1 to 1713 code for a protein of 570 amino acids.